AAUCUCGACAAGACCUGGAUGGCAAAUGAUCAACAGUGUCUCUGAGAUAGGGAAAACAGGCUUCCCAGUAACACAGACAAAUACUGAUUCUGUAGGGUUGAAAUGAAAGGGAGAGAAUACCUUUGCUGAAAGAUGAGAGCUGCACAGGCCUUUUGUUUGUUUGUAUGCUUCAUUAUAAUUGACUGGUUGAAGAUUCGGUCCGAGUCCAGGCUGGCACCCCAUGGUCCAAAAUCUGUGGAGAUGGUUGGCCCACGAGCUGCAUGUAUGGAGAAGAAAUGGCCAAUUUGCACUGCUGAUCAUUGGGGGGCUAUGUGUCCAUCUGGGUGCAGAAUGCAAGGAUUAAUACAUGUUCAGCAUCAACAAAACGAUGAGCGGGUACAAGGGAUCCAACAGAUGCUGGAGAACUAUUCCAAAAUGUCGGGGAAUACUCACGUUACUGUCAAUGAAGCAGUCGACAGAAUCAGACAGUCUCUGAACAGACUUGGAAAGUUUGGAGACACUUACUAUCGGCUGGUGGAUCAAGUGAAUUCCAGAUUGACCAACUUGCAAAACAGAAUUAAUUAUCAAAUUGUCAAAUUAAGGCUCUUACAGAAGAGCAUACUUGAACAAUUUAGAAGCAUCACCAGACUUGAGGUUGACAUUGGUAUCAAGCUCCAGUCUUGCAAAGGAUCUUGCGCUCAAUCAGUUGUUUACAAUAUCAACAAUGAACAGAAUGCACAAAUGGAGAAAUCUCUUAAUUCAAUGGCUGGCCGAAGGCUUGAACAAAUCGUAUAUAACAAGCCAGUACAUAAGCUGAGUAUCGUGAAGAAAGCUAACGCAGUAACUGGCUUCAAGUCUGCAUCUGACAUUAGUCUGAAAUGUCCAAAAUUCUGGGAAGAAAUAGACAUGGGGCUGUUUGGUUUAGAUAAUGAUAUCCCAGACGAAGGUUCUUCCAUCUUCUUGGCCACCGAUACCGGAUCUACAAGCAAAGCUACGGAUGUUCACACAGAUAACAUAACGAGUGGUGAUGUAUCCAGCACUCCUGGUGGAAUGAAUAGCACGAGAAGGGAAAAUACACUCUUAAGCCAUGGGAUAAAUAGUACAAGAAACGCUGAUACACCCUUGACUCAUACUGAGGCAGAAACCAGCAAUGUGGCAUUAAAUAUGACAAAAUACUCAAUCAAAGGAACUUUUUCAGAGAGCUCCCAUGACGCAAGAAUAUAUCCCUCCACAAGCGGUUCUCAAUCAGUUGUGAAACAGAACUUCAGCAAAAAUGCCAACUUUGAAACAGGUUAUACAUUUACAGAGCCAUUACUCAGUUUAGAACAAAUAGGCCAAGAGGCAAUAACAUUGCCACAAGACAGGAAAGGUUUUCCUGAUAAUUCAACGUUUACAGACACUGGUAGCUCGGAGGAAUUUAGUGAUUAUUCAGAUUUAAGGAAUGUUGACGACUCUUAUGUAAUCAACUCCAAUGAACCUGUCAUCCCCUCAACCAAAGAGGUGACAGAAUUCAAAGACCACGCAUUGAACAUAGAAUCCCAUAACAGUUUCUUCCAGUACGCAGAAGAUUCUAAUACCAUGCACCCUUCUAUCAAUGGAAGCUUAUUCUCAAACGAUGAAAUCACAGAUUAUGUUCCUGGUGAACAUAUUCACAAUCUUAGCAUGGAAAAAGUGCAUAAGAUUAAGAACUACAUUGGAAAAGAUUGUAAUGAUAUCAUGCAAAAGCAUGCAGAGGGCGGUGAGGAUGGUUUGUUUAAGAUAAUGCCCAGUGGCUGUGUUGAUGCAAUAACGGUGUACUGUGAUCAGAGUACUGGCGUCGGUGGUUGGAUGUUGGUUCAGCAGCGCAUGGAUGAAACAGUCAACUUCAACCAGUCGUGGGACAAGUACAAAAGGGGAUUUGGUCGCCUGGAUGAUGAAGGCCGAGGGAAUAUCUGGCUGGGAAAUGAUGUCCUUCACCUACUCACGGCAAAGGAAACCUCCCUUCGGAUUGAGCUGGAGGACUGGUCUGGAAACAGGACGUACGCUGAGUAUAUCGUCAACGUAGGUUCUGAAUCAGAAAACUACACGUUGAACAUCACAAGUUACACUGGGAAUGCAGGGGAUGCUUUAAUAAGUGGCUUAUUUAUGGAUACUGCAUACACCUCCCAUGCAAACAUGAAAUUCAGUACUUUUGACAGAGACAAUGAUAACUGGGAGGAGAACUGUGCACAGUUUUAUGGCGGUGGUUGGUGGUAUAAUAACUGCCAGGCCGCUAAUCUAAAUGGGAUUUAUUACCAUGGUGGGCCUUAUGAUCCUCGCGAUAAUGUGCCAUACGAGAUAGAAAAUGGCGUCAUCUGGGAUCCUUUUAAGGGUAUAGACUAUUCUCUUAAAGUGGUGAAGAUGAAAAUUCGACCAAUUACUUCAGUUUAGGCAGAGUUUCUGUUCAUAUUGGUAUAAAUGUUGUGACAAAUAUUAUGCUUGUCGUGGCUUCAACAUAAAUCUACCUCUUUGAUAAAUUUGUUUUGUAAUGCCUCAAUCCUUGCGAAAAACUGUUGGAGAUUUCCAAAAGAUAUUGAACAAAUAGGUGAUGAUCAUGUUUCAUGUAAUCGUCAAUCACGAGCAAAAAUCAUCCUCAUAUAUUCAUUUUUCAUUCAAUUGUGUAUAACUAAAUAAAAAUGAAAGUGAAAUUAUG
Messenger RNA from Amblyraja radiata (thorny skate), 2650 nucleotides. Its product is annotated as fibrinogen alpha chain-like. The transcript has 6 exons. Gene Ontology annotation, biological process: platelet activation; fibrinolysis; positive regulation of heterotypic cell-cell adhesion. Gene Ontology annotation, molecular function: signaling receptor binding; protein-macromolecule adaptor activity; extracellular matrix structural constituent. Bases 133 to 2388 code for a protein of 751 amino acids. The record is from RefSeq and is a predicted model, not a curated record. Gene Ontology annotation, cellular component: fibrinogen complex. Lineage: Eukaryota; Metazoa; Chordata; Chondrichthyes; Rajiformes; Rajidae.